Morchella importuna is the source of this 2106-nucleotide messenger RNA. RefSeq lists its product as uncharacterized. Gene Ontology annotation, biological process: intracellular protein transport; vesicle-mediated transport. Gene Ontology annotation, cellular component: membrane coat. NCBI's taxonomy places the organism in Eukaryota, Fungi, Ascomycota, Pezizomycetes, Pezizales, Morchellaceae. The record is from RefSeq and is a predicted model, not a curated record. Gene Ontology annotation, molecular function: clathrin binding. The transcript has 13 exons. The coding region runs from base 1 to 2106 and encodes 701 amino acids.
AUGGCGGCCAACAGAAUACGGAGCAUGUUCCCCGUCGCCCCGCGCAAGGGCGAGACAUUCGAGUUAAGAACUGGAUUGAAUUCUCAGUUCGCUCACGAGAGGAAAGAUGCAAUUAGGAACACCAUUGCCGCCAUGACGUUAGGAAAGGAUGUCUCAGCACUAUUUCCUGACAUUAUCAAGAAUAUGGCCACGAGUGAUCUAGAUCAGAAGAAGCUUGUCUACCUAUACCUAAUGAACUAUGCAAAAACUCACCCAGACCUCUGUAUCCUAGCUGUUAAUACUUUUGUCCAGGACUCCGAAGACCCGAAUCCAUUGAUAAGAGCGCUUGCUAUUAGAACGAUGGGAUGUAUUCGGGUGGAUAAGAUUGUGGAUUACAUGGAGGAACCGUUACGAAAGACUUUGAAGGAUGAAAGUCCUUAUGUGCGAAAAACGGCAGCAAUUUGUGUAGCGAAGCUCUUUGAUCUUAAUCAGUCCUUAUGCUUGGAGAACGGUUUUUUAACAACGCUUCAAGAGUUGAUUGGCGACUCAAACCCAAUGGUUGUUGCAAAUUCCGUAACAGCACUUGCAGAAAUCAUGGAGGCAGCACCGGAAACCGAAGCCCUUCUUGUCACGCCCGCAACCUUGAAAAAACUUCUCAUGGCUCUGAACGAGUGUACUGAAUGGGGACGCAUCACAAUUCUAACAACUUUGGCUGAGUACAAAGCGCAAGAUGUCAAGGAAGCGGAACACAUCUGUGAAAGAGUUGUUCCCCAAUUUCAGCACGUAAAUCCUAGCGUAGUAUUGGCCGCUGUAAAGGUUAUCUUUUUGCAUAUGAAAGUAAUCAGCCCCGAGCUCUGUCGGCAAUAUAUUAGAAAGAUGGCGCCUCCUCUUGUUACUCUUGUUUCAUCUCAACCAGAGGUUCAAUAUGUUGCGUUGCGAAACAUCAAUCUUUUACUUCAGAAGCAGCCAGAUAUCCUCACGAAGGAAAUGCGGGUUUUCUUCUGUAAGUAUAAUGAUCCUCCGUACGUCAAGUUAGAAAAACUCGAGAUCAUGAUCCGGAUUGCCAAUGAGAAGAAUGUUGAUCAACUUCUCAUGGAGCUUAAGGAAUAUGCUCUUGAAGUAGACAUGGAUUUUGUACGAAGAGCUGUGAAAGCGAUUGGGCAAACAGCUAUCAAAAUUGAUGCUGCUGCGGAACGAUGUGUUAAUGUUCUACUCGAGUUAAUUAACACUAAAGUAAACUACGUGGUUCAAGAGGCCAUUGUAGUUAUCAAGGAUAUUUUCCGGAAAUAUCCUGGCUAUGAGGGCAUUAUUCCGACACUGUGUAAGAGUUUGGAUGAACUCGACGAGCCGAACGCUAGGGGGUCUCUCAUUUGGAUUAUUGGAGAGUAUGCUGAGAAGAUCAACAAUGCCGACGAGCUUCUAGAAACCUUUAUGGAAGGUUUCAAAGAUGAGUACACACAAGUUCAAUUACAGCUUUUGACUGCAGCUGUGAAGUUAUUCUUGAAAAAGCCUCAAUCGCAAGCACUCGUGCAGAAAGUGCUCCAAUGUGCAACAGCGGAGUGCGACAACCCGGAUAUCCGGGAUCGAGCCUACGUAUAUUGGAGAUUGCUUUCGAAGGACCCGGAGGUGGCAAAGGCCAUCAUUCUUUCUGACAAACCCCCAAUCACUUCAACAAUACAGUCUCUUCCAAUGGGACUUCUCGAUCAGUUACUUGGAGAGAUUUCGACACUAGCAUCUGUCUAUCACAAGCCACCAGAGACAUUUGUUGGACAAGGACGAUUCGGAGCCGAUGCGGUGCAAAAGAGAGCCAUUGAGGAAUUACAACGAGACGCUCGCGAGAACCCAAUACAAGCAUCGGCGGCAGCCAAAGAGGGCCAAAAUGUGGAAAAUCUGCUGGACAUUGACUUUGACGGAGCCGUACCAGCCAGUGCAGAGGCGUCAGGUGCAGGAGGCCUAGAAAGUCUUGUUUCUGAUACACCGGUGCGCGCCGCCUCACCAAUGUCUCCAACCACGGGCCCAGGCAACGGGCUGAACGGAUUCGAGGGAUUAAACCUUGGAGGGUCACCACCGCCACCACCACAGCAGCAGAAGAAGAGUACAAAUGAAGAUAUAUUGGGAUUGUUCUAG